AAUACCUUGCAAAAUGUCGUACACAACUACAACUACUGAAAGUUACCAAGGUCCAAGGGCACCAUCAAUUGAUUCCUUGGAUCCUAUAAAUGAAGUUGCAUCUUGCAACCUUUGCAACUGAACUAUACUAAACUAUAAACUCUCUUGAAUCUAACACAUCAUCAUAAAUGGAUUUUCUUCAUAAUCCUUAUGUCUUUGCAUCUCUUUCUGCAGGUUUAGUUCUUCUGUUGGCACAAUUUCUGUUCAGAAGAAGAGAUAGAAAGAAGAAGAAGUACCAUCCAAUUGGUGGCACAGUGUUCAACCAAAUGAUGAACUUCAAUAGGCUGCAUCAUUACAUGACUGAUCUUGCAGGAAAGCAUAAGACUUACAGAUUGCUGAGUCCAUUCAGGAAUGAGAUUUACACUUCUGAUCCUAUCAAUGUGGAGUAUAUCCUCAAAACCCAUUUUGAAAAUUAUGGAAAGGGAAUGUACAACUACCAAAAUUUAAGGGAUUUCCUGGGUGAUGGAAUCUUCACUGUUGAUGGCGAGAAAUGGCGCGAACAGAGGAAAAUAUCAAGUCAUGAAUUCUCCACCAAGAUGUUAAGAGAUUUCAGCAUUUUUGUAUUCAGAAAGAAUGCAGCAAAAGUUGCAAAUGUGGUGUCUGAAGCUGCAACUUCAAACAAGACAUUGGAAAUCCAAGACCUUUUCAUGAAAUCAACUUUGGAUUCAAUAUUCCAAGUUGCAUUUGGAACUGAACUUGACAGCAUGUGUGGAUCAAGCGAAGAAGGGAAGAACUUCGCCGAUGCUUUUGAAACUUCAAGUAUGCUUACUCUAUUCCGGUAUGUCGAUGUCUUCUGGAAGAUAAAGAAAUUUCUGAAUGUUGGAUCAGAGGCUGUCUUAAGAAAGAAUACCAAAAUCUUAAACGACUUUGUCUUUAAGCUAAUUAACAUAAGAAUGCAGCAAUUGCAGACUUCAAAGGAUGAUUCUGCUAACAAACAUGGUGACAUACUCUCAAGGUUUCUGCAACAGGAGAAAUAUGAUUCGACAUACUUAAGAGACAUAAUUCUAAACUUUGUUAUAGCUGGAAAAGACACAACAGCUGCAACACUUGCAUGGUUUAUUUACAUGCUGUGUAAGUAUCCUGAAGUGCAAGAAAGAGCUGCAGAAGAAGUGAAAGAAGUAACAAACACGAAAACUAAAACAUUUAGCAGUGGUGCCGAGUUUGUGUCUUAUGUAACUGAUGAAGCUCUUGAAAAGAUGAAUUAUCUCCAUGCAGCAAUUACUGAAACUCUCAGACUUUAUCCUGCAGUUCCAGUGGAUGCAAAGAUUUGCUUUGCUGAUGAUAUAUUACCAGAUGGAUACAAUGUAAAUAAAGGAGAUAUGGUAUCUUAUCAACCUUAUGCAAUGGGGAGGAUGAAAUUCAUUUGGGGUGAUGAUGCAGAAGAAUUUAGACCAGAAAGAUGGCUUGAUCAUAAUGGCAUUUUUCAGCCAGAUAGUCCUUUCAGAUUUACAGCUUUCCAGUUCAUCUUGUUUUCUCGUCUGCAUGAGUGAUGAUGGGUGGUGGAGAGAGAAGCCAAAGUAGCUCAAGUAGGAACAAUUCUGUAGGGAGACCUUAUGACAGCAAAGGAAUGUGCAAUAGGGGAGGUAAGAACGCCAUUUUCUAUAAUUUUGCGGACUUCGGACGGUGAUGAAGUACUCAACGACGACAGAAAAUCCUGGUAGGCUAUUUAAUGGUUGUCUAAACUAUGAGGUAAGGUUAUGGCUCUAAAGAAAAUGUUAAGAUGGUUUCACUUUGAGUUUGGAUUCAGCUGCGUUUUUUUACUUUGUAGUAUGGAAUCUUUUUCUGUUGUGCUGAUGGAGGUGAAGAACCAGUUUGUGCAACACCCAUUUCACAAGAAAUUUUGCAUGAGUUCAAUUGGAGGAUGACAAACUUGGAAAGUGAUAUUAAGACCUUGAAGAUGAUGACAAUGGUUACCUUCUUAAAGUGAAAAAACAUAUCUUAGCUUAAUGGACGAACCUGCAAGGAUACAUAUAAUUUAAAUUUGUGUUGAAUUUAAAAUUAAUCCAACCACAUUAACUUGCAAUUAAAUAGUUUUUAGGUAAGUGCAUUGAUGUUGUAGUUCAGGAUGAAUAUGAACUGGAAGAUAGCGGAGAGGUCGAACAAGAGAAGAAGACAGUAGAGAGAUCGAAGAAGAGAAGACAAUAAUUUGGAGAUUAGGGUUUUAUAAUUGAAAAUGGAUUAAUUUGGAUAUCAUUAAGCAAUUUCAGGUACCAAUUUGAAUCAAAUUCAAGUUUGGUACACAUCAGCAUACAGCUGGAAUGCCACAUCAUCAACGUUUAGACAGCACUUCUGCGAGGGACUAACGGAGAUGCACUUUUUCGAAUUUCAGGGAUUUAAUUAGUCAUUUUUAAAAGUCGAGGACUAAAUUGAAUAGCAAUUUGAAAUUACCAUUUUGGGCAUUUACUCAAUUUUUAACUGAGAAUUGAGUGAAAUUAUAAGCAUCUCUGAAGAAAAUUAUCUUGCAUGCAAGCUUGUAUUAAGGCCUGAGGCUAAUUCAG
This is a messenger RNA of Arachis ipaensis, 2537 nucleotides long. RefSeq names its product cytochrome P450 704C1. The record is from RefSeq and is a predicted model, not a curated record. Gene Ontology annotation, molecular function: oxidoreductase activity, acting on paired donors, with incorporation or reduction of molecular oxygen; heme binding; monooxygenase activity. NCBI's taxonomy places the organism in Eukaryota, Viridiplantae, Streptophyta, Magnoliopsida, Fabales, Fabaceae.